Hemicordylus capensis (graceful crag lizard) is the source of this 3474-nucleotide messenger RNA. It is a transcript of the gene RFK, whose product is annotated as riboflavin kinase. NCBI's taxonomy places the organism in Eukaryota, Metazoa, Chordata, Lepidosauria, Squamata, Cordylidae. The transcript has 4 exons. Bases 253 to 723 code for a protein of 156 amino acids. Gene Ontology annotation, cellular component: mitochondrion. Gene Ontology annotation, molecular function: riboflavin kinase activity. Gene Ontology annotation, biological process: riboflavin biosynthetic process; FMN biosynthetic process. The record is from RefSeq and is a predicted model, not a curated record.
UGUGACGCGACUCGUAGCGCCGCCCCUUCCGUACCGGUGCCGUAGUUGUCAUAGCGGCGAGGUGCCCCCAGAGCGCAGCAUGAGCUCUGUUCAUAUGUAAAUCAGCCGCCUCUCGUCCUUGUCCGCUGGCCUGACGACGCCUGUGAGCAGCGCGAGGGAGGCGCUGGGCUCGAACCUCCUCUCGGCUCUCUCCUCUUGUGCGCGUCUCCCAUCGCCCGCCUGUCUGCCUGCCGGCCGGUCGAGCAUAGCGCUAUGAAGCACCUGCCCUAUUCCUGCCGUGGUGCGGUCGUGCAGGGCUUCGGCCGCGGCUCCAAGGAGCUGGGCAUUCCCACAGCUAACUUUUCUGAGGAAGUAGUUGAAAGUUUCCCACCUGAUGUCACUACUGGCAUAUACUAUGGAUGGGCUUGUGUUGGAAAUGGAGAUGUGCACAAAAUGGUCUUGAGCAUAGGCUGGAAUCCAUAUUACAAGAAUGUUAAGAAAUCUGUGGAAACUCAUAUCAUUCACACCUUCAAGGAGGACUUUUAUGGAGAAAUUCUUAGUAUAAUCAUUGUUGGAUACAUAAGACCAGAAAAAAACUUUGAUUCUUUAGAUGCACUCAUAGCAGCUAUUCAAGGUGACAUUGAAGAAGCUAAAAAAGCGCUGGACCUGCCAGAACAUCAGAAAUUUAAACACGACAACUUCUUUCACAUGGCUAAAGUUAGCAAUAUGACUAAUGGUCAUUGAGCUAAGCUGCUUCUGCAUUUUAAUUGUAACUGUUUAAAUACCUAGUUUAAACUGUUUAAACCACUAAUAUUUUAAUGGUUGUCCUCCUUUAGAGAAUACUGCUCUGUACCAAUAUUCCUGUGAAUUCGGAUUUUCUGCUUGUACCAGCACAGAAUCAAAAUGAUUAGACAAAAUGACCCUGAAAAGUAACAAAUUGACACACUAUGACUGGGCAUGUUAGAAACUGUGUUCACUCUCACCAAAUAUGAUAAAAUGUAUGUAGAUCGUUAUUAACUCAUCCAAAGCUAAUCUGCUGAGCAUAGAAAAUACAAGUAAUUUCUAAAUCUUUAUCUUGAUAGUUACCUGGUCUUUAAUUACAAGUUACAUUUUCUGAUUUUAAAGGUCAAAACAAUCAUGCUACAGGUUCUAGUAAUGAGGGAAUCUGGUGUAAAGAUAGUAUGAAUGGUACUUCCUUAUACAGCAAAGCUCAUUUUUGGAUACUUGGUUUGUAAUUGUCAAAAGUAUCUCUAGAUAGUAAUAGAGUUUGCUUAUUGUACUGGCUGCUAAUAUAGGGCUAAGGCCCUGAUUUCAACUGAGAUAUUUGGCUCCAGAAAUAAUAAAACUUUUAAAAAAUAAACUUUCUAAAAUAGACUGUAUAUACUCUUAUCAGUUUGGGACUGAUAGAAGCAUAUUGUUCAGUCUGUUUUCACUGAACCUACUUGAUGCCACUUUGCUUAUACAAAAUGUUCUAAUCUGUUAAAUGGAGUUAUCUGUGGUGAAUUGCCUCUUUGAUCCACUCAGAAGUUGUGGCAAGCACAUGUAUGGGCCUACUUUUAUCUUGCUGCUAUAUUAAUGCAGCAGUUACCUCUUAGUGCAACAUAUGUGUACAAGUACUGACUAGCUACUCUACCUGAUAGUGGAAUACUACAGAGCAGUAAUUCCCAAUCUGGGAGCCUCCAGAUGUCACUGAACUACAACUCCCAUCUGUCCCAGCUAUAAUGUACUGUGGCUAGGGAUGAUGGGAGCUGUAGUUCAGCAACAUCUGAAGGCUCCCAGUUUGGGAACUACUGCAAUAAGGUAUAGCUUAUAUUCUUGACCUGUCUCUUCUUGUGGUUUUAGCGAGAUAUGUAUGAGCAUAAGCGGAAGGUAGAAAAGAAGCCCAUACCUGGCAAAACUGUUCAGCAUUUUUAAAAAAUCCAAUUUGUGUUUAAUUCUGAAUCUACGUAGAACUUCUAAAAUCAGGCAUGCAGUGUUGUCUUACUAUCAUAGCUUGACAUUUUGGAGCUUUUAUGUUAUACAUGACCAAAGGCUGUAUAAUAGAACAUUCGUCUGCUUAGCAAAACAUGGUAUUGGAACUUAAAACUUUGCAUGUAAUCUAAAAGUCCAUCCAUACCAAAAAAGUACUAUUGUGUUUAUGUCCAUCUCUUUUGAAAAUGUUCUUUUGCACUGCUGAUUUGCAAGGAAACUUCAGCUCCCCUUUUCAUUUGUUGACAUAGUCAUAUAUCUGAGAAAUGCUGCUGAAAAUACCAGACAGACUUAUUUUUGUCUUUAGUAGAGUUACCCAUAUUGUCUCCCUGCUCUCUCUACAAAAAGGCUGUACACAUCUUGGCUGGUUUACUGGCCAGGCAUAACUUGUAGUUGUCAUUGAUUCCUCUACCAAGUUCUCUAUGUGUGUGUCUCAUAUUACACUGUACUAGCUGGGCCGGCACAGAGCAUCUUUGCCUCUAACUGCCUGCCCUGCCGCCCCCACCGCUGUUUCCCUCCUUGCCAUUGUUUUCUCUCCACCCCCACCCAUCUUCUUCCUUCCCCUGCCUGCCGGCUGCCUUCUUCCCUGCCCGUCGUCCUGCCGUUUUGUCCUCUCGCUUGUCCUGCCACUGCAGUUUUCUUUGGUAGCCACUGCCAUUUUCCCCCUCUCCCACUUGUCCCAUAGCUAGCCUAUCCGGUAGCUCUCCUAACGCUUGCGAGAGCUGCCACACAUGGGAUUAGCCACAGGUAUGCUUUAGAGAAUUAAAUAUAUAGAAAUAUAUAGAUUCUGCAGCAGGCAAUAGCAGUUUGUUUCUCGCAUUAUUUUUGCCAGCUUCAGAGUUCAACAGUGCAAUGUUAGAAAUCCUACUCUCCUAUUCAAACUGGGAGUGGGGAGGUGGAGUGUCUCAUAGUGUUCUGGGCUUUUUAAGUCAGCAAAAGUCUUCUGCCUGCUUCUAAAUCCAGCAGGGCAGCAUGAAAAAUCCCUCUGCCAACAUAGGAGAGGGGGGCUCAUGUCAUGCCCAAAGAUGCCAGGGCAUUGUCCCCCAGCAUGCUGAUUUGUGGAAGUUUGCUCCACAAGAGCAUAUAGAAAGGUUAGCGAUUAGCAAAAUGUAUUAAUGGGGCCAAAACAUGAACAUAACCAUGUUGGGGGCCUGAAAAUGUGCAUUAUUGUCUGAGUUUGUCAUUAGUUGUAUCUUGUUUUGGAAAUUGAUGCCUUCUGGUAGGAUUUAUGUAACUGUGCGCACUAGUCUCAUUAAAUGCAUUUGGAUUAUUACCUCUGUAAGAGAAUGUAGUAGUGGGAAAAUAUUUUAAUUUUAUGAAAAACUGCACUAAUGUAUGAGCCAGAAACAUGGUUUGACCAGUCCUGAAAAAACUGUACUAAUGCAUGAAAUCAGGUUAGCAUUACUGAACUGUCUUUUAAAUACCUUUUUAUAUGAGGCAAUUGUGCUAUUUCAAAACUAUCAGUGUAAUUUUAUUGAGGGUUUUAUUUUUGUACUCAUUUCAAUGAAAUAAAAUGCAGAAAAUAUA